Messenger RNA from Manduca sexta (tobacco hornworm), 2235 nucleotides. RefSeq names its product actin cytoskeleton-regulatory complex protein PAN1. The coding region runs from base 1 to 2235 and encodes 744 amino acids. The record is from RefSeq and is a predicted model, not a curated record. The transcript is spliced from 2 exons. NCBI's taxonomy places the organism in Eukaryota, Metazoa, Arthropoda, Insecta, Lepidoptera, Sphingidae.
AUGAAACGGUUCCUUAUAUUUUCGUUACUAGUGUGUUUUUUUAUAAUAGAAAUAAAUGGCUUGAAAUUACCCGGGCCUUUAGUGUACGUGGUGACACCUUCGCCGAGGCCUCCGAAGAACGAUGAAGGUAGAUCAGCGCCCUUCUACUAUCACUCCUGGAUGCGACGAAUGGACUCACCGCCAAAUACGACAACGACUACAACGACACCGAAAACGAAGACGCCUGAUUUAAUAUUUGCAGAGUUUGAAUCUGGCAACAACAUGAAAUCAAUUCGUAAAUUGCUUGAAAGGGAGAGGAUUCAACCCAAAACGACGACGACAACGACUACCACGACGACUUCAAGACCUAUCUACGUUCCUGACGAAGACACCGAUGAUGUAACACGUGUUGUUAAUUAUGGAUUACCAGUAACAACGGAGAAGAAAGAGACGAAACCUGACAGUGAUUCCAACGAUUAUUUUUCAAUGUAUAAUUCGUUGUACAACAAUGCUCAAUUCCCAGCAUACUUACCAGCUACCACAACCACAACUACCACCAGUAGGCCUACAACCACUACUAGUGCACCUACAACCACUAGUGCGCCUACAACCACGACGACAACAGCCGCUCCAUUAGUUAACGUCCAAAAUAUUUGGCAUAUUAUUGACAACGAGAAAUACAAUCAAUAUUCAGGAAAGUGGGAGGAGGAACCCGUUGCCAAUGAAAAUAAUCAAGAAGCUUCGGGUGAGCGACAUCAGCUCAUUAAUGUUGAAAAUGAGGAACAAAACGAUGAUAAUGAUAAGGAAGAUGUACCAGUGGAUGAAAACUUCGCUUUACCUGGAUUUGGCACAAAUCCUGGAAAUGGAGCUGAAAAUGAAUCUCGGGCAAUCCGUACCGAACCGAAUAUACGGUUUCCUUACAUCAAUUUAAAGCCAUUCCAAAUGCAAAAACAAAAGAAACCAUUAACCAGCACCUUUUCGAAUAGUAAGAAGGGCAACAAUAUGUUUACAAACUUAGAUAAUUUCCAUGAUCUAAAAAAUCCAACUAGAGGAGAAGCGCAAGAUGUUUCGAUAUCUCAAGGGAUCGACCGAUACAAUCCAGCCCAACCCUACCUACCGCAGCCCGACUACGGAGGUUAUUCGAAACAAUCAAGUGGGCCAAAAGCACCAGUGAAAGCAGUAGCAAACUUAGUACCCCCGCCGCCACCACCUCCGCCAAAACUUACCGAUAACGAUUUCCCUGCCCCGGAUAGUUACGAUUCAUUUCCUCCGUACGCACCUGCUCAAUCUCUACCAGCACCUCCAGCGCCACCAGUACAGCCUGCCCCACCUCCUCCACCGCCUCCGCCUUCAAGACCAGUAGUGUCUAUGUAUCAACCUCCAGUAGUCGAUUCAUCCGAUGAUUUAGGUUCCGAUGCACCUCCCAGCGACAACAGUGGACCACCGACUGAUAUUGGGUACCGAUACAAGCAACCUCAGACGAAUUUUUUGCCUACGCUUCCACCCUUGUCAAAACCUUUCGGUGGAUACUCUUACGACAAACCAACUAUGACCGUUGAUACCCCACCUGCUAUGGAUAUAGGAGACAAACCAGACUUCCAAGGUUACCAUUACAGUAAGCCAGCCCCCCCAGCACCGGUACAAGAUCAUCCACCCGCAAGUUACGGUGGCCACGGUCCUUCUUAUCAUCAUGAGUCUGAUUACCCAGAUUUGGUAUUUGAUAAGCCACAUGGCGGAGCAGGUCACAUUAAAGGUGGAGACGAUAUGAGUGGAGGCAUGGCUCCACCCCCUCUACCUGAUUCAAAACCUGAUCACGGACCGCCAAUGGAUAGUGGACCGCCAAUGGAUGACCAUGGAUUUCCUCACGACUUCCCCGGCGAUUUAAAGUUCCACCACGAUUUUGACGACGAUCAUGUUUACCAUCAUCAUCACCCCCAUCCUACUUCUACUGAACAACCUCGUGUUAACCGAUACAGUUACUAUUAUUUAGGAAAGAAAUUGUACUAUCUGCCGUUGUAUUUCAGUGUUUAUUUCAUUAUAUACGUUGGUGCUCUUAUCAUUAAGGCUGUACUUCGACAUAAAAUUGUGUAUCCUAACAGCUGGCGACCAAAUGAUAUGACGGCGUCGUUCUUCUCGAAGCGAUCAGUAGAUUCUUGGGAUAUGUCUCAUGAAAAACUGCACGAUAUUACUGGAAGAGUCACACGUGCUAUUGCUACAGCCGCUGAAAAAUAUAUGAACGAGAAAAAAGAACAAUAG